GGGAAAGAUCAAUUUGUAGUACGUUUCGUUUUUUCUCGCGUAAUUGUUGAAAGAAAUAGUAAGCCAUACCUAAUUUAUGCGCUCGCUAAGGCACGCCAGCACGGUUCACUAGGUCAUCUUACUACCUCGGGCAGCGCGAACGUCCCGCCCGCUAGCAAGCUGCCUGCCAAGCAUCCCGAGGACGAACGAUGUCGAAGCGCUCGGCGGAGGAAGCCUCCAGCGGAGGUGGCACGCCCACCAGCGGAUCGGGCGCUGCGGGCGGUGGUUUGCAGCCGCCGAUCAAGAAGGUCCACUUCGAACCGCAUCUGAUCGGGCCGAUAUCGACGUUGGAGGAGAUGGACAUCAAAGUGCUGCAGUUUCAGAACAAAAAGCUUGCCCAGCGCAUCGAACAGCGGAUACGGUGCGAGUCGGAGCUACGGUCACGCAUCGAGCAGCUCGAAAAGCGCCAAACGCAGGACGACGCCGUGCUGAACGUCGUCAACCGGUACUGGAACCAGCUGAACGAGGACAUUCGCGUACUGCUGCAACGAUUCGACGCGGAAACGGCCGAUGAAUCGGAAAACAAAAACGAGAACGAGGUAACGACAUCCUUCCUAAUGCAGCUGUCUACCUGGGACAAGGAGGAGCUGGACGAUAAGCUCGCCAACCGGGUGCAGGUCUCGAAACGGGCGGUCGCAAAGAUAGUGCAAGUGUUCGAUCGGCUGAUGCAGCGCAACGAAAAGCUCAUGCUGGCUAUGAAGGGCGAAUCGGAGGACGGCAAAUCACCGGCCGUGGCACCACCCGAUCUGGACGAAUCGCUACGCCAGACGUACAUCGACGUGAUGGCGGAAAAUCGGAACCUGCAAACCCAAAACACACUUCUGCACGAAAAGUUUCACACGAUAUCGCUCAAGAUGAGCGAGUACCAGGACAUGCUGAACGGCAAGGAAACGGAAGCGGCCGAGCUUCGAAAUCAGAUCGACGAUUUGCAGUACGAGCUGGAGAAGGUUCGCUGUCGGAACGACAAGCUGGAAAAUCAUCUUGCAGAGGCAAUUGAAAAACUGAAAGCAUACCAUCAGCUGCACGGUGGCGAUCCGCUCAGUAGUGGGAACGCUGCGGCCGGCUCGGAACGGCACACUGCGUCUAGUAGCGGGGCGUCCCGCGGUUCCGGUUCAAUGACGAGUGUAGCCGCGCAACACCUAGAAGACCUGCAGAAGGAGCUGGAAGAGUACAAGGAGCUAUCCAACAAUCGGUUGCAGGAGCUGGACAAACUGCACCUGCAGCACCGGGAGGCCCUGAAGGAGGUGGAAAAAUUGAAGAUGGACAUCCGGCAGCUGCCCGAGUCGGUGAUCGUCGAGACGACCGAGUACAAGUGCUUGCAGUCGCAGUUCUCCGUGCUGUACAACGAGUCGAUGCAGAUCAAGACACUGCUGGACGAGAGUCGCAACCAGCUGCAGUCGAGCAAAAACCAACACUUACGCCAGAUCGAGAUGAUGGAGAGCGAAGAGCUGAACGCGCAGAAACGCGUGCGCAGCGAUAUGAUACAGAUGGAGGACGUAAUGUCACAGAUCCGCAAGGAGUACGAGGUGCUGCGGAUCGAGUUCGAGCAGAACAUGGCGGCGAACGAACAGACGGCCCCGAUCAAUCACGAGAUGCGGCAUCUCAUCCUCUCACUGCAGAACCACAACGGCCAGCUGAAGGGCGAGGGGCUGCGGUAUAAGAAAAAGUACAAAGACGUCUCGGCGGACAACGCCAAGCUUCGGAAGGACCUGGAGGAAAUGUCGGCGAAGCUGACGGCCCUGCAGGAAGCACAGUUGAUGGCGGAAACGAUCAAACAGGAGAACUGUCUCGCAAUGAAUGCGAGCGGUGGUGGCGCGAAUGUGAAGGAAGAGUCGGGCGGCAUGACACACGAUCGAGACGGUCAUUGCGGGAUGAUCAAGGAGGAGGACCCGAACGGGACUCACGGCAAUUCCUGCGGCGGUGGUGGAGCUGGCACGGGCAGCGCGGGAGGCUUGACGAGGUCCGACUCGGGCGAAGAGGGCGACGUGGACGCCAACGGUAUCAAGCGCGAAGAGAUCAUCGGCCCCGACGGAACGGUGGUGGUGAAGAAGGAGGGCGCGGCGGGCACCGGACAGGCCGGUAUGGACGGGAAGGCGAACGGACCCGACCAGCAGCAGCAGCAACAACAACAACGGGCCAAGUGCAUCGAGUCGGACCUGGUGCGCGAUCUGCGCAAUCAGCUGAAGAAAGCUUUAAACGAUCAAAAGGAGAUGAAGCUGCUGCUGGACAUGUACAAGGGCGUCCCCAAGGAGCAGCGGGAUAAGGUACAGCUGAUGGCGUCGGAGAAGAAAAAGUGCGCCGAAAUCGAGGACCUCAAGUGUCAGAUGAAGAAGCUGCAGGAGAGCAAGCGGGAGGACCGGAAGAAGCUGGCGGACGAGGAGGCCCUGCGCAAGAUCAAGCAGCUGGAGGAGCAAAAGUACGAGCUGCAGAAGCAAGUGGCAAACCAGAAGCAACCGCCGGACAGCAGCUGGAGCAGCGGCUAUCGACCAUUUGAGGAGGAAGCACUGCUGAACGAAAUGGAAGUGACCGGGCAGGCUUUCGAGGACAUGCAGGAACAAAACUCAAGACUGAUCCAGCAAUUGCGCGAGAAGGACGAUGCCAACUUUAAGCUCAUGUCCGACCGAAUCAAGGCCAACCAGAUGCACAAACUGCUCAGGGAGGAGAAAAAGACGCUGGAAGACCAGGUCAAAACACGCGACAGCCAGAUCGAGGCGAUGCACGUGGUGCUGCGGAAGCUGGAGGAAAAGGAACGCAUCUUGCAGAACACGGUAACGACGAUCGAGAAGGAGCUGGUCGCGCGCCAGCAGGCGAUGGAGAUGCACAAGCGUAAGGCGAUCGAGUCGGCUCAGUCGGCCGCCGACCUGAAGCUGCACCUCGAGAAGUACCACGCCCAGAUGAAGGAGGCCCAGCAGGUGGUGGCGGAAAAGACGAGCUCGCUCGAGGCGGAAGCGUACAAGACGAAGCGGCUGCAGGAAGAGCUGGCGCAGUUCAAGCGCAAGGCGGAGCGCAUGAAGAAGAUCGAAAUGUCCGGCACCACGAUCGACGAGGUGAUGCUGGAGGAGAUCCGCGAAUACAAGGAGACGCUCACCUGCCCGUCCUGCAAGGUGAAACGGAAGGACGCGGUCCUGUCCAAGUGUUUCCACGUGUUUUGCUACGACUGUCUGCGGACGCGGUACGAGACGCGCCAGCGGAAGUGCCCCAAGUGCAACUGUGCGUUCGGUGCCAAUGACUACCAUCGGUUGUACCUCUCGACGUAAGCCCUCACUCUGCCCCCCACACACACGCAUCGUAAGUUAUGUACUGUAGUGGCCAGAUCCGGUCCCCGUUGUUCCCGCAACCCCCCUCCCACUCGCUUCUUAACCCUGGAAAGUCAGACUUCGCCUGCUCGAGUUGCUUGAGCAAAUGACAAAUAUCUAAUGCCGGAACAGUCAUUCCACCCAUUCCGGCAUGCAAGGUUAUCUUCACCAUCUUCAGGCCCCGGAGGUGGUUGGAAACACUCACCCUCUCCCCCCCUUCCAAUCAUCGCCUGUCUCCUCGGCACGUGUCAACGUAUGUGAUAACAUUGUACAGUGUGUUCCCGCUAACGAUGGAAACCAAAUCAUACAAAACUUUUACUGCUUCUAACUAAUCAGUCAUAUGAAACCGCAUGCGGGGACAGUAACGCACUACACGGUUCCCUGGAAGAUAAUCUUGUAUGCUGCUAGUCGCUCGUCCGAGAAAACUAGUUGGUGGAAUCUUUAUAGCAGAGGUAUGACGUCGUCAUCGGUAUCGGUCGAAUCACACGGUUGAGACGUAUGCUACCACCGUCCACAGCCUACUAUUGCGUUACGUACUAUUGCCCCAUUGUGUAAGUAUCUUUUUGUACACAUACAACACACGACAACACAGGCUGUUUCUGUCUCCACUGGUGCGACUGAUGCAUCGACAUUCUCCUACCGUCAUAUCGCUGCUAUGAAGCGGUAUUUUAUACUGCCACGUUUAUUCUAAGUGGCAUUGAUGUAGAUGAUAUAGCGAAAAAACGGAAAACACACCAUUUUCCGAAUAUAAAAGGAAAAAAAACAAAAAAAACAAACAAAUUCUAUUUAACAGUUAGUAGAAGUUUUAUAAGCAGACGUAAGGUCGAUCCCUCUAAUCGCGA
Messenger RNA from Anopheles coustani, 4177 nucleotides. It is a transcript of the gene Bre1, whose product is annotated as E3 ubiquitin-protein ligase Bre1. Gene Ontology annotation, molecular function: metal ion binding; ubiquitin protein ligase activity. The coding region runs from base 189 to 3296 and encodes 1035 amino acids. NCBI's taxonomy places the organism in Eukaryota, Metazoa, Arthropoda, Insecta, Diptera, Culicidae. The transcript is spliced from 5 exons. The record is from RefSeq and is a predicted model, not a curated record. Gene Ontology annotation, cellular component: HULC complex; nucleus.